CUGAGCGCUGUGCUGGAGGGGCCCGACAUCAUUUCUGCCCCGCUUCUCUUGUCACCCGCGUCAGACGGGGUGAUCUACGUGUAUAGCGACAGCUCCGAUCGAAGUGAUAUUGUCACCGUAUGUAUAUAAAGGGCGUCUCCCGUUUCUUCGCAAGCCUCGGGACCAGGUCGACACGACACACGCAGAGAACGGGACAAACUGAAGAAAUGGCGUACACACCCGUAGUGAAGCAGCUCAAGUCGACCGACGGGAACGACAUAUACGCCGAGGCGGUCGGGGAUCCGUCGAAACCCGCCGUAGUGCUGGUCCAUGGGUUCAUGUUGUCGGCUGGGGCAUUCGACAACCUGUUCGCAGACCAAAAGCUACUUGACAAGCUCUACCUGAUCCGGUAUGACGUACGAGGCCAAGGACGAAGUGGAAAGCCAGCUGAUGCCGAGGGCCACGCUUCAUCGCUGUACGCGGCGGACUUCAAGACAGUCUUGGAUGCGUUUGGUGUCAAGAAGGCGGUCUACUGUGGAUGGAGUCUUGGAGGAAACGGCGCAGCGGAUAUAUGCACGCACCUCGACCCCAAUCCCCUGACCGGCAUCGUCUUCAUGUGUGCCCUCCCAUACAUUGACCCCGGCCUGAUCGCCGCCUGUGGCACAGAGACACUCGGGGGCCUCCUCGGAGGCGUGAUGGCGGACGAGCAAGUCGCGCCCGCGAUGGACACGCGCCUCCGGUUCGUGGAAACACUCUUCAAGGACCAUACGUCCAUCCCGUGGGACGUCAAGUUCGCAUGGCUCGGCGCCGGGUGCUACAUGAAGCCCGCAGACUGCCGUAACGCCGUCGGACGCGCACAGGACGGCACCAAGAUGCUGGAGGCAGGGAAGAACGGCCUGCCCGCGCUGGCGGUCGUUGCGGCCGACGACGAGCAGGUCAAGGGCGAGGAGACGGCCAAGGCGAUGCAGCCUCAUUUCAAGAAUUUCACCGUUGCACGGAUCGCGAACUCCGGGCAUGCGGUGCAUAUCGAUCAGCAGGAUGAGUUCGUGAAGGUUUUGUUGUCGUUCGUCCAGGACAAGUGUGUCAACUGAAACCAACGAGACCAACAAGAGUUGCACCAUUGGAAACCAUUACCCCCAAAUUAGUCUUGUAUAUCAUAACAAUAACGGAAGAUACCUGCGAUACCACCCCUUGUUACUAGUAAAUGGAAUUCUGACACAUUGGAAUAGGAGUUAAUUGAAGG
Messenger RNA from Coniophora puteana RWD-64-598 SS2, 1222 nucleotides. RefSeq names its product alpha beta-hydrolase. The record is from RefSeq and is a predicted model, not a curated record. The transcript has 5 exons. NCBI's taxonomy places the organism in Eukaryota, Fungi, Basidiomycota, Agaricomycetes, Boletales, Coniophoraceae. The coding region runs from base 207 to 1070 and encodes 287 amino acids.